This is a messenger RNA of Durio zibethinus, 3573 nucleotides long. The record is from RefSeq and is a predicted model, not a curated record. NCBI's taxonomy places the organism in Eukaryota, Viridiplantae, Streptophyta, Magnoliopsida, Malvales, Malvaceae.
GAGGGGUCAAAUAGGAUAUUAUUCCUUUUUAAAAUAAAAAAUAUUAUCUGUUGAGUUAGAUUUAUUUUCUCUCUCAUCCUUCCUCCCACUCCCUCGCUCUCCGUGUUCUUUCUUUCAUGAAAAAUUAAAUCUCGACCGCGAACUAAGCUUUUUAUCCUUCUGCUUUGUUGCCGCCCUCUUCGUUCCCUUUUCAAUUACUUUCUCUUUUGCACAUAAAAAAUCAAAAACCCUAACCCAAAUCUUUCGCGCUUAUUUGUAACCCAAAUCUGAAUGAUUCUUCUUUCUUUUUUCAACUUUCCACAAAUCUCAGAUCCGCGAGAUUUGAAAUCUGGUUUUCCAACACUCGUGCGUGCUUUAUUAUUCGAUUUGCUACAGUUCUAUGUUAUUUGAAUUCGAUUUCUUUAGAUCUUCUUUGAUUCUUGGCUCUUUGUAGUUAGUCUUUUCUUUUGCUCCUCAAAUUUGUAAAGAAUAUCGGUUUAGCUUUGCUUUUGGGGCAGACAUUCAAGAUUUCAAUACGAAAUUGGAUUCAAGUUUCAGUAUAUAGAGAGUGAAAUUUUUGGGUUCAUAUCUUUCUUUGGAUUUCCACUUUUGAAUGCUUUCAUUAUCAGAGAUUUGGAAAGAAAUUGAUAUUGAAUGGAGGAAGAAGCAGUUUGUUUGGAAACCUUAGCAGAGGAGAUUAUGGAGAAUGUAAAGAGUGCAAUGCCUGAAUUGAAACGAGACCGUGAAUGUCUUCAACCGGAGACAUCUCCUAACAAGAAACAAGCGAAAGAAGUUUCCAGUGAAGAUAUUGGGUCAGAGGUUUCAAAUCCAAUUGUUUCUCCCAAAGAAAACACGUCAAAUUUCCAUGACAUAAGCAGUAGAAACCAAGCUGUAUGCGGUGACGUUACCUCUGUUUGUUCCGGGAAUUCGAGCUCCGAAGAGACUCUUAGUGAUAGUUCUCAAAUGGGUUAUACCUCCGGUGUCGUGUCCAGUUCCCAUGUUACAUUGGAAAUUCCCAAGCAUUUGAGUUCGUCAGGUAUUAGAAAGAUUACGUUUAAGUUUAACAAAAGGAAGGAGGAUUAUGAUAAUCAAACGUCGUAUUCAGUUGGCGGCGAAUGUAUGAAUCUGGAAAAUACUUAUGGGAAUGGUCCAGUUGAAUGGAGUAGUCGAUAUUCUCGUGUUCCCAAUAUGGAAUUGAAAAUGUCUAAGAAGGUUGUUCCUAGUAACUAUCCUACAAAUGUCAAGAAGUUGUUAGGAACUGGCAUUCUUGAUGGUGCCCGAGUGAAGUAUAUUUCUAUCUCGAUGGAGAGAGUGCUGGAUGGAAUUGUUCAUGCUGGUGGAUAUUUGUGUGGAUGCUCAUUUUGUAAUUUCUCAAAAGUGCUGAGUGCCUAUGAGUUUGAGCUGCAUGCUGGUGCCAAAACUAGGCAUCCAAAUAAUCACAUAUACUUGGAGAAUGGGAAGCCAAUAUAUAAUAUUAUUCAAGAGCUAAAGACUGCUCCACUCAGCAUUCUAGAUGAAGUGAUAAAAGACGUUGCUGGUUCAUCUAUAAAUGAGGAGUCCUUUCAGGAUUGGAAAGGUUUUGACAUGCUUUUAUGUUCUGCAGCUAGUCUGCAGCGAGGUAAUGGAAAGGCUCAAGCUGAGAAGAAAUAUAACAUGAAACGUCCUAGUUUGCCUAAUUCUCUAAGGCCGAAUUUGUGUGUUUCUAACUCAGUCAUGCAACGAAAGAGAACUGCUGAUGGUGGUAUGAAGAAAAGGGAUAAUGAUUUACACCGGUUACUCUUUAUGCCAAAAGGACUUCCAGAUGGGGCUGAACUGGCUUACAUUAUCAAAGGACAGAAGUUACUUGAGGGCUACAAGCAGGGAAAUGGCAUAGUCUGCAGCUGUUGUGAGAGAGAGCUUAGCCCUUCACAGUUUGAAGCACAUGCUGGAAUGGCUGCCAGAAGACAACCGUAUCGUCACAUCUAUACAUCUAAUGGAUUGACGCUUCAUGAUAUAGCCUUGUCAUUGGCAAAUGGGCAAUGUGUUACAACUGGUCACAGUGAUGAUAUGUGUGCAAUAUGUGGAGAUGCUGGAGAUCUGCUUCUUUGUGGUGAAUGCCCUCAGGCUUUUCACCCAGCUUGUUUGAAUUUAGAGCAACUUCCUGAAGGUGAGUGGUGUUGUGCAAAUUGUGCAGAUGAACAUGGUCUUUCUAGAAAAGCUGUUUCGGGAGAAGCUUCAAGUAUGAUGAGACCAAUUGUGAUACGCUUGACAAGAGUUGUUAAAGCACCAGAAUUUGAAAUUGGUGGUUGUGUUCUUUGCGGGUUCCAUGACUUUAGUGGCUCUAUGUUUGAUGAUCGAACAGUUAUUCUCUGUGACCAAUGUGAGAAGGAGUUUCAUGUUGGUUGUCUGCGGGAUAGUGGACUCUGUGACUUGAAAGAAAUUCCCAAGGAUAAAUGGUUCUGUUGUGAUGACUGCAACAGGAUUCAUGGGGCUCUCCAGAGUUCUGUUUCCAGUGGGGUGCAGAUAAUUCCUACUUCAUUCUCAGAUAUAAUCAGAAUAAAGCAUUUAGAAAAAGGAUUAUUUAUUGAUGGAGCCACAGAUUGUGUUCAAUGGCGAAUACUGAGUGGAAAAAGCCGUUUUCCUGAACACCUUCCAUUACUUUCAAGUGCAGCUGCAAUAUUCCGAGAAUGUUUUGAUCCCAUUGUUGCAAAAUCUGGUCGUGAUUUGAUUCCUGUCAUGGUCUAUGGGAGAAAUAUAUCUGGACAAGAGUUUGGUGGCAUGUACUGUGUGGUUUUGAUUGUGAGGUCUGUUGUUGUAUCAGCUGGUCUUCUUAGGAUAUUUGGUCGGGAGGUUGCCGAGCUCCCUAUAGUGGCUACAAGUAGGAAACACCAAGGAAAAGGAUAUUUCCAGGCAUUAUUUGCUUGUAUUGAGAGGUUGCUAAGUUCCCUGAAUGUGGAAAACCUGGUGCUCCCAGCAGCUGAGGAAGCUUUGUCAAUUUGGACAAAGAAAUUUGGCUUUGCAAAGAUGAGUGAACAGCAAUUGCUCAAAUACCAAAAGGAGCUCCAAUUGACGAUUUUUAAAGGAACAUCGAUGCUGGAGAAAAAGGUGCAGCAGAUAUCAGAAUAACUCCAAUCAUCUUUCCGGUAACUUUUCAUCAGAAUAGCCGGACUUGGCAUCAGCUUUAGUUUGUGUUGGUGGUCUUUUCCCCCUUUGUAAAAAUUGGUGAGAAAAGUUUCCCUUGAUUUCAAGUUUUUUCUUCCCCUCCCCCUCCCUCUCCCUCAGCGUCCACCAUAAUUUGUUCUGUUACUUGUACAAAACUGGAGGUAGCAUUUGGUUGGUAGGAAGAAUGAUUGAAUCAAACGAGCAUUGCAUGCUGAACUUUUUAUCAUGCAUGCAUGCAGCAAGAAAUUUGGUUUCUUUUUUUUGGGCUAUUCUUCUUUUUUGAAUAUGUAAAAUGAAAAAAAAACAAAGAUCAUUCCAAGUAGGAGAACACGUUUCAAUCUUUUCACUAAUGUUAGGAGCCUGGGGUGUAUAAACUCAUGAAGUUUGCAGCUGUGCGCAGUUUUCAACUGUUUCUUAUGAAUUCUUGGAUGAUUUUUUGCCAUCUAUUUUCAU